CUGUCAUUUACGGAUUUACCUUUGCUGUCAAAUUCUCCAUCGACGUAGUCGCCGAUCUCCGCCGGCGACGGUUCUCUCUCAUCGCGCAAUUGUCUCUCUCCUCAGAUCUCCAUGCUCUGGCACUCUCUCACUCACGAUAUUUCUAUCUGCAUAUUUAAUUUACUGACUUGCUCUCUCUAGAACCGGCGACGCAUUCAGGUUUUGGCAAAUUUUACUGAGUCUCAAUUGAGAGAACCAGAUAGAAAUGAGCGAUAUAAUCUCCGGAGUUUUUGAUACUCCGGGAACUGAAGCAUCUGCAGCGAAAGCGGGAACUGAAGCUUCUCGUAUUGCAGAAGUGAAGGCGUGGCUUUCCUCGCAAUUUGAUGCUGUUGGAAAAGAAGUCCCUGAGUUUGAGUACACUCCUCGCAGUGUCUCUCAUUUGUAUAACUUAGCAACUGUUUCACAAGCCAAUACCCAGGCUGCCGGCAUUGUCGCUAAUGAUUUCCGCCAAAAAGCCUCCGAGUACCGCUCGCAAGCUGCGAGGAUUAAGGAGAUAUUGGAAAAUGUGGGAUUAGCCCAGGAGAGUUUGCCAUCAAACGUGGUUGCAUCAGCACAAGUUCUUGCAAAUGUGGCGAAUUUGUUGAAUAUAAGAGACACUGAACUGAGUAGUUUUCUUGUAGCAGUGGGGGAUAUUUCUUUAAGAAAGAUUGGAGUGGAGGAGAAGAGGUCUAAAGUGCAGAAGGAAUCCAAAAUUCUUCUUGACUACACUCGGAAAGCCAUAGCAAGGCUAACGUAUUUAAAACGAACACUCGCGCAACUAGAAGACGAGAUUGCCCCUUGUGAGGCUCAAAUGGGGAAUUGGAAGACAAACUUGCAAGUCAUGGCGUCAAAGGAGCGCCAAUACCUGCAGCAGCAUUCGAACUACAAGGCACUUCUCAAUCGUGUAGGUUAUACACCAGAGAUUAGCCAUGGUGUGUUGGUCGAAAUGGCAGAGCACAGAAAAGAGCUGGAAAAGAAAACUAAGCCCAUCUUAGACACGCUGAGGAGUUACCAAGACUUGCCUCCGGAUAAAGCUUUAGCUGCUUUAGCAAUUGAGGACAAGAAAAGGCAGUAUGCUGUUGCUGAGAAGUAUCUGGAGGAUGUAUUGCAUUCAGCACUUUCAACCUCAGAUUAG
This is a messenger RNA of Tripterygium wilfordii, 1153 nucleotides long. Its product is annotated as AUGMIN subunit 1-like. The record is from RefSeq and is a predicted model, not a curated record. NCBI's taxonomy places the organism in Eukaryota, Viridiplantae, Streptophyta, Magnoliopsida, Celastrales, Celastraceae. The coding region runs from base 245 to 1153 and encodes 302 amino acids. Gene Ontology annotation, cellular component: HAUS complex; cytosol. The transcript has 7 exons. Gene Ontology annotation, biological process: spindle assembly.